Molecule: messenger RNA, 1239 nt
Organism: Phragmites australis (common reed)
Lineage: Eukaryota; Viridiplantae; Streptophyta; Magnoliopsida; Poales; Poaceae
Product: RPM1-interacting protein 4-like
Exons: 4
Coding region: 219-977 (252 amino acids)
Source: RefSeq, a predicted model, not a curated record
CUCCGCUCCUUUUAUUAGAGGACUGUCAAUUUUAAGCUCCUGAACAGAGGUCUGCUGCAUUUGGGAGCCAUUUCUGGGGGGCCUCUUUCUUCCACCUGCCUGCCUCCUCUGCCUUGGGGCCGGCCUCUUUCUCUCUUUCUCUCUCCUCUCCGCAGGAGGAGGGAGAAGAGAAGAAGGCAUCGUUGUCGUCGCCGUCCGGUCAGCUCCUCUCCGGGCGUAUGGCCAAACGCCCCACCGUGCCCAAGUUCGGCACCUGGGACAGCGACAAUGUCGGGUACACGAUCUACUUCGACAAGGUGCGCGAGAACAAGAGCGCCACCGCGCCGCCUCUGCAGCGACCGUACAACCCCAACGACCCCGAGGAGAACCCCAUGAUGAGCGUCCCCCCGUCGUUGUCGAGGCCGGCGACCUCGGGCGGCCACCGCGAGCCACCGCCGAGGCCGCCGAACGGACAGAGCCACCGGCGAGUUGGGAGCAACAGCAGCGCGGCGUCCGACCCAGGCGGCAUGGGCGCCGAGCAGAGCAAGUUCGCGCCUCCGCCGCAAUACCACCAGCGUCCGGGCCCCCAGCCCCCACAACACCAUGGCGGGCACCACCACCACCCUCCCCCGGCCGGGCACGGGAGCGGCGGCCACCGCGCGCAGCAGGCACUGAGGCAGCAGCAGCACCACCACCACGCGGCACCGGCGCCGCGGGCGCGGUCCGCCUCGCCGCAGAACAACGCGCCGAAUCGGCAGAGGCCGUCGGCCGUGCCCAAGUUCGGCGUGUGGGACGAGCAGAGCGCCGCGUCGGCCGCGCAGGGUUUCACGGUGCAGUUCGAGAACGUGAAGAGGCACCGUGACGUGGCCAGGGCCGCGGUGCCGGAGGUGCCGCGCGCGCCGUCGCCGCCGGAGGGCGCCGCGGCAAGGCGCUCUCAUCGGGACACCCCCUUCCUGUCAAAGCUGUUUGGAUGUUUCCACCCCACCGUCAGGGACUGAGAACGAUGUAUCUGAAUAUGCGACCUUGGCAACAACAUCGAGCAGGAGCUGUAUCUUCCACAUUCCGUUCCAUAUGAUUCAUUGCUUUAUAAAGCUAGUGUAUUCUUUUCAUUCAUUCAAUUGCUUUUGUAACCAAGGUGGGAGAAAAGAACAGGUUGAGUGGGGAGAGAUUCCAUUACUAUUCUGAUUUGUUUCUACACAUGCUAUGAUGUGCAUAUUAUUCUAUCGUUCCUCGAUGUGUUGACAUCGUGUUUGUGCAGAA